This is a messenger RNA of Cuscuta europaea, 6001 nucleotides long. The record is from the annotation of a GenBank genome assembly. Lineage: Eukaryota; Viridiplantae; Streptophyta; Magnoliopsida; Solanales; Convolvulaceae.
AUAAAACUACACAUUUCAAUGUAAAAAAAUCAUAACUGUGGGAGAUCCCAGAUUAACAGACGAUUAAUUAAUAUGUAAUAAUAUGAAGAUAUUGAGUAGAAGAAGAAUAAUUAAUCAACAAUUAAUACCCCGUAUAUUCAUAAUGAUAUAGCAAUAUAACAUGAUACACGUAUGAAUUGUUGAGAGAGAAAGCUAGAGGUGCUCUACGAGAAUAAUAUGUGCAGAAUAAAUUGUGUAGAGUCUUUCUCUCUUCUAAUCUAACGUGAGAGUUCCAACAAUGAAGCGUGAGGCUAUUAGGAAUUGGGAACUCUUAGGUUGUUCAGUCCAUAUUGCCUUUGUUUAUAAGCAUAUGACUGAACAUCCUAGUUGCAAUAGGAUGACUGAUAAGUCCGUAUUUAGACACGCAUUUGAUGCGUGUUGAGAUUGGAUUUUGAUGGUUUUCCUAGCUUUAAGGUGUUACAAGUCUCAAUUUUAGCUCAAGUUAUGUUUAACAGGCGUUGGUUCGAGUUUUGUGUCAUUUGGAGUCAAAAUGAGGAUUUUAGAGUUCGGCACCGGCGCUUGAUAAGAAAUCAGGAUGAGUUAAGAAGCAUUCGGGAGUGAAUUGAGAGAUUUGGAGGUCACCGGGAAGUUCACGAUGAAGUUUUGACGACAAGAGAGCUCUAGGAAUGUCUACCGGAUCAAAAUAAGAUGAAUGGAGCUUGAAAUCAGCGAUCAGGAUGACCUUCUGUAAAUCGUUCAAGCAUAUCUCUUUGUAGAAACAUUCACUGUACACGAUUCAAAGUCCAUAUGAAAGACAAGUUCAAGGGAUACAAAUUAUAUGAAGACACCAUUGCGAGAAUCUGAGAGGAAGAAGGUGAAAACAGACGAUGAAUUCAGAUGAUCCCUGUUGUGAUUUCAGAAUGAGACCUUCCACCAUUUUGAUCAUAUCUCUUGAUUAGGUGAUUCAAAUCUAAUUCCGCAAGUUGUGGUGGAUAGAGUACUUCAUUAUCUACAACUUUCAUUAAGGAAGUAAUUCCAAAUUCGGAAGUUAAGUAGACACGGUCGUGCCCUCAAAGUUAGGAAUGAGCUAGUGGAACCCAGGCACGGUCGUGUCUGGCAGGCAGGCACGCCGUGCCUGAAGAGAAACGAGGAAUGAGCUACUGGAGGCCAGGCACGGUCGUGCCUGGAAGUUAGGCACGCCAUGCCUGGAUGCGUUUAAACGGAAUGCUUCCGUAGGCACGGUCGCAGGCACGGUCGUGCCUGGCGUCGUGCCUGACCCCGUUUUGUCCUAAUUCAGCCCAAAUUGCCUUGUUUCAUAUAAAUAUCACCCCCAUAACCCUAAUAAAGGGGGAUGGACUUUAGAGAGCUGAUUAAGGACGAAAAUAAGAGAGCUUUUCAGCCAGGUUUUUCAAUUCCUUAACAUUCUUUGUAAGUUCAUACUUUUUUAUUAAUGACAAUUAAUUCUAUUCUUCCCAAUUCCGUUGAUUCUUCAAUUAUGAAUUGCGAGUAGUUUUAAUUAGGGAUUUGGGGUUGAUGAAGGGGUUUAUAAUGAUGUAUGGCUAGUUUCUUGAUGGUUUGAUUACAUGAAUGUCAUUUAAUUUGUGUUUGAAUAACUUAAUUGUUAUCUUUUGUAAUCUGGAACCGCGGCUAGAAUUACAAUUGCACAUAGAAUAAAUUAAGAGAGGUCUAGUUUAUUCUAGGACACAUUCACACACACUUAAUCGUUCGCUAAGAGAUUAGUAGCGAUUAAGGGGCCAUAAGCUCGUUCGUCUUGGCAAUAAUUUAGGAUCCUGUCGCAUGAGAGAUCAGCCCGGUCCCCUAAAUUAUUGUACUCUACGCCGCGAGAGCGGUAAGAACUUAGUAUUGAUUAGCUAGGCUCAAUUUAAUUAAAUUCAUGUAAUUAAGCCUGAUCUGCCAGAAAUCUGAUUACCCCGGAAUCAAUCCCUGUUCCCUUCGUCGUUAAUUAAGAAGAACCCAAAUAUUUACUUUUAUUCGCUCAUUCGCAUUAGUUUACUUUCAAUUCAACCAAUCCAUCUCGCACGACGCAUUUAUUUAAUUUUAUUUCUUUUUAAUCGCUGAAUUUAGUUAAUCUUUAAUUCCCUUUUGUCCGUCCCUGUGGAGACGAUACUCGUACUUUCACCAAUAUUCUAUAAUCUUUUUAAGUGCGAGAAAACUCACAUCAAUGACCCAGAUUAAUCCAAUUAAAUGGCCCCUAAUUAAUUUAAUAGUCCACUAAUUAAAUCUAAUAUACAAAGAUAAAUCUAAUUAAAUUGAACACAAUAAAAUAUAUUCUAACAAUCUUCCCUUUUGUGUUCAAUUUGCAAUGAAGCACGAAUUAUUUUUGUCUUUGUCUUUGAUCUGCGAAUCUGCAAUGUAGAGGAGAGAUUAGAUGAGCUGGGUGGAAUUGCUCCUCUUUUGUCUUGAUCUUCACUGCAGUUCAACUACUUUCGUGUUCUUGGAAAGGCUUUGUGAAGAAAUCCUUACAAUCUCCCCUUUGAUGUCUGAUGGAGUAUAUUCCCAUAUACCUCAAGGGUAUCAUAAUCGUCGGUGAUUUACUUCACGGAUUCAUCCCAGGAUGCAUAAAAGUACUAAGUCCACAACUGGGACCGACCCCGACCCACCAACGUCGGGACAAAGCACCAGGCAACAAAACGACUAAGGUCCGAAGGCCAGCGGACCCCGACCUCGACCCCUCGAGGUCGGGAAAAUACCAAGCUCAAGAACCGCUCAAACACGACAAGUUAUGAGCCCGACCUCGAGUGUACCGAUCUCGGCACCAAUUCUGACCCUGAUCGUCGACGUGAGGUCAACAGAAGUCAAACAAAGGAGUCAAUGGGUCCAUUCGAAUAUUUGAUUUUUGUUUGGGGGUCAGAUUUUUGUUCCUUAACUACAGAUUUUGAAUUUCUACAUGCGUGUGUUUUAUUCUGCAGAUUUGAAAAAUGUCGUCUCACAGUGCUUCUGCUAACACCAGAGACAAGGCUGACCAUGGUCAUCUGCUUAAUGUUGAGGAGGUUGCCUCUAUGCUCAACGUCGCUCCUCUUAGCUCUGUCAAGAGGCGAAAAGGUGGUAAGAGGAGAUGUCGGGAUGAGGUGAGCAUCCUUGCCGAGAAUGGCCCGUUUGAGGCCACCUGUGCUCUCACGGACGACGACUGGGCUGAAGCCAGACGUCUAGCCGGUCCCACUGUUGAUAUAAUCAAGCCCGAUGUGGGGAGUUUGUCAUCCUAUUGCCCCCGGGCUUCUUCAUGGUCCACGUCGAUGCUAUGGACCACGGGUUGCGUUUUUCGCUACACCCGUUCUUUGCGGAGUACCUCAACUAGGUUGAGCUACUCCCUUGCCAGAUAACACCCAAUGGGUUUUAUCUGAUUGUUGGCUUCCUACUGCGCUGUAAGGUGUUGAAACUGAAGAUUAGCGUGGACCUCUUCUGGCAUCUGUUCUAACUCGUUCUCAACCCCUCUCCGGGGAACCAGUGUUGCGCUGCCAUCUCUCAGCGCCAUGGUAGGAGUGGGUUACAUAACACUUCAUCGCUGCACCAUGGGUGGAAGCAUAGGUUUGUUUUCAUCUGCACCGAUAGGAAGGAGGGGUCUCCCUUUACUGCCCCUGGGGCACUUUCAUUCAACGUGCACAAUGUCGGUGAACUGGGCGAGUUUGCUUACGUUGUCAAAACCUACGUUGAGUACGGUGAUCUGGACAUAAAGGUGUUUGUGACCCAGGAGAAGCUGAAGAAAGACCUGGGCUUUGUGUUCUUCACUGAGGCCCCAACCGAAGAUCAGGGUCUUCUGUAGAUGAAGAACCCCAGGUCGGGCCUGGUGUUGAUGCGCGAGCUGUUGCUCAGGAGGAGGCUGAUUUUGCAGCAACCGUUGCAGCCUCGCUGGCCAUGGGUCAGGGUAGUUCUGUUGGCACUUCUGGGCCCACCGCUUCUGAGGUGUUGGGGCCUAGUCUUCAGGUGAGGAGAGAGCAUUUUCCCAUAUGUCCCCUCCAAGGAGUGAAUACUUUGAGGAUGAGGAGCCGGUCCUGGAGAGGAGGAAAAGGAGGGAGGGGGAAUCUUCAACGGUGGAGACUGCUACUGCAAGUGAGGCAGAUCCUGCAAAGGUUGAAGUAGAUCCUGCAAAUGUUGAUUUCUUCAACCAUGUGCGAUCUCCUGCUUCUCCUUCAGGUAUUUAUCUUUAGAUUGGUGUUUUGCGUUAUGAACACAUUGUCUAGUUUGUGCCUUGCGCCCUUCUUGUUUCUUAUUGUGUUAGCCGUGUUUUCGCGGGUGGAUCUAACGUCUUUGAUCUUCUUGACAAGGCACAGGGUAGUGCAGGGAGGAAAUCCCAGCCCUCCGGGGGUGUAAAGUUUUCUGAGCCCUCCCCGGAUGGCUCCUCAUCCUCCUCUGAGAGUUUCGAGGAUGGCGAUGAUGAUGAUAAUGAUGAUGCUGGUGAUGAGGGCAUCCAGCAGGGCAAUGUCGCGGUGCAAAGGGACUGCCGCGGCUGCCACUAAUGUCGCGACCCAGUGGUGUUGCCUCGGUGCAUGGGUCUGCGAGUGGGAGGAAGAAGCGCUCAGUGGCCAAAGGCAGUUUGUCCGCCACACGAGUCCGCGAGUGGGUAGAAGAGGCGGAGAAUCCAACUGUCUUUAAGUGAUGAUCAGGGCUUUGUCUCUGAGUACAUUAAUGCAAUGGACCUGUUGGGAAUGCUCUGUUUGCCUUGCGAUGUAGGGGUCAUGGAGGAGAUGGACUCCCGGUGUGUCGUCGAUGACCUCACUUCCAGCAUCCUCAAGGCCGCCAUUCUGAGUUAUGAAAUGGCCCUCAAGGUUGAGGCAGCUGAGCUCCGGGCAAAGUGAGCUGCAAUGAAGGAGGCGAAUACUGUCCACAGCCAGUGCCUUGCUGAGCAAGCUCUGGAGGCCUCACAGAGGCAGGUUGGUGAACUUCAGGCUCAGUUUGCCAGUCUUAAAGAAUCUGCAGAUGAGGCUGUUUUGGAUCUAAGUGAGGCGGAGGCCAAUGCUCUUCGCUCCGAGGAGAAAGCUCGGGUUGCUGAAGAAAAGGCCGCUACGACCGUUGAGAAAGCCCGCAUCAACAUGGUGAAGUGGCAGUAGGUGACGGAGCUCUCCAUCCAGGCGAUGAAGGAGAGGGAUAUGGUACGCAAGUCUCUCGUUGAGGUUCAGGAAGAGGUGUGUGCCUUCAAGACCCGGUGCUCUACUAUGGAGGAUAGACUCUUGGUAGUUAUCCGUGAACGCGAAGAAUGGGAGCCUGAGCAUUAUAAGGUUGUUGCCGAGCUGAAGGAGGCUCGCUCCCGUCUUUAAGGUCAGGCACAGAAUCUGUCUCGGCUUGCUGAGGAUGCAGAGGCCGCCAAGGACCGGGCUUCCGAGUUAGAGAUUGACAUUUCCUCCCGAGAUGCAGAUCUUGGGAGACUAAGGACUGAGAUUGAGGAGAGCCGGGUUGCCUCUGGUCGUGACAAGGCAAGGAUCGUGUAGCUCAAGGCUGAUGUGAGUGCCUCGCACAAGAAGCUUGAGAGCUACGUAGCCGGUCACUCUGAUGCUAUUGACAGGGCCCGUGCUAGUGUUAUUGCUGAUUUCCAAGCCUCCUGCUCCAGGGAUCCCCCUUCUCUUCCUUCAGUUGCUUGGCUCCAUGGUGUAAUGGGCAAGCAUAUUGACAGCUGGUUGGCCACAACAGAGGGUAUGAAGUUCCUAGAGAAUAAGCUGCUGCAGUCUCUAGAGAAGUGAAGAAGAAGAAGAAGAAGAAGAAGAAGAAGAAGAGGAGGAGGAGGAGGAGGAGGAGGAGGAGGAGGAGAGGAGGAGGAAGAGGAGGAAGAGGAGGAGAAGGAAGAAGAAGAAGAAGAGGAAGAGGAAGAGGAAGAGGAAGAAGAGGAAGAAGAAGAAGAAGAGGAGGAAGAAGAAGACGAGGAGGAAGAAGAAGAAGAGGAGGAGGAAGAAGAAGAGGAGGAGGAAGAAGAAGAGGAGGAAGAAGAAGAGGAGGAAGAAGAAGAAGAAGAGGAGUAGGAAGAAGAAGAGGAGGAGGAGGAAGAAAAGGAGGAGGAGGAAGAAGAGGAGGA